GCGGGCUCUCUCAGCGCCCACCACUACUUCCACACCUGCCCCUCAGAGCUGUGCUGCGUGGUGGUGGACAGUGGCUUCUCCUUCACCCACAUCGCCCCCUACUGCCGGGGCAGGAAGAUGAAGGAGGGCAUCCGCAGGAUCAACGUGGGGGGGAAACUGCUGACCAACCACCUGAAAGAGAUCAUAUCAUAUCGGCAGUUACACGUUAUGGAUGAAACUCACGUGAUCAACCAGGUGAAAGAAGACGUCUGCUACGUCUCGCAGCAGUUUCACAAAGACAUGGAGAUGUUACAGAGGAAGGGGGAGGAGAACAGUGUGAUGAGAGAUUAUGUUCUUCCAGAUUUCAGCUCCAUUAAAAAAGGCUUCUGCAAGGUGAGAACCUUUUAAUAAUGUGUAU
Molecule: messenger RNA, 397 nt
Organism: Etheostoma cragini (Arkansas darter)
Lineage: Eukaryota; Metazoa; Chordata; Actinopteri; Perciformes; Percidae
Product: actin-related protein 6-like
Exons: 4
Coding region: 118-387 (89 amino acids)
Cellular component (GO): Swr1 complex
Molecular function (GO): nucleosome binding
Source: RefSeq, a predicted model, not a curated record